Hypanus sabinus (Atlantic stingray) is the source of this 9457-nucleotide messenger RNA. Its product is annotated as early estrogen-induced gene 1 protein-like. The transcript is spliced from 11 exons. The coding region runs from base 399 to 1622 and encodes 407 amino acids. The record is from RefSeq and is a predicted model, not a curated record. Lineage: Eukaryota; Metazoa; Chordata; Chondrichthyes; Myliobatiformes; Dasyatidae.
GUGGGUGUGGGUGUGGGUGUGGGGGCUGAGAGGGCACCGGCAGAUGGUGCGGAGAGAGCCGCAGAGUUCGACCGUGCCUUCCUCCCGCAGGCGGGGUAGUUGCCGACCGGCUCGCUGCCUGGGGAUGCGAUGAGGACGAUGUCAGCCCUGCUCCGUGCUGAUGCCCUGCUUCGAGGGAGACCGCUGUGGGCCCAGCGCCGACCCCUGGGUAACCGCACCUGAUUGCCGUUGCCAUCUCGCAGACCCGGCCCCUGCCGCUCGCCUUUUGACCAACGCGCCUCUCGCCCAUCUCAUUCCUUCGGGUUGCCAAAUUCUCGGACCGUGACUGGGUAACGGGACGCCUUCUGGGCUGAGAGGACGGGGGCAAAAGCGGACCGUGGGAGAGACUCUGUCCGCCCAUGGCUUUCAUAAUGAAGAAGAAGAAAUUCAAGUUCCAGACGAGCUUCAACCUGGAGGAGCUGGCCGCCGUUCCCUUCGUCAACGGUGUGCUUUUCUGCAAGAUCCGCCUUUUGGAUGGAGGCGAUUUCACCCAACUUUCAUCCAGAGAGGAAGUUCAGGAGAAUUGUGUUCGUUGGAAGAAAAAAUUUUCCUUCAUCUGCAAGAUGAGUGCAAAUCCUGCAACUGGUGUACUAGAUCCUUGUAUUUGCAGAGUAUCUGUACGUAAGGAACUGAAAGGUGGAAAGGCGUACUCUAAGCUUGGGUUUGCUGAUCUCAAUCUAGCGGAGUUUGCAGGGUCAGGCUCCACUGCACGCUGCUGUUUACUAGAGGGUUAUGACACAAAGAAUACUCGGCAGGACAAUUCCAUCCUCAAGGUUACUAUAGGUAUGCAACUGUUGUCAGGAGAUCCAUGCUUCAAAACGCCUGUAUGUACUGCCAAGUCCAUCUCAAUUCCGGGCCAAGAUAGCUCCUUGCAGCUGGACUGUAAAGGAGAUGGGACCACAGGCAAUAUUGUUGCCUCAGGGGGCUUGAAUUCAGUGAGACAGCCAAAACCUCGGCCUCCACUCAGCUCAGCCUUGACUGAAGAUGCUGAUCAGACUCCGCCCAGCCCAGAUGAAGUGUUUCAAAUUGGUCAUUCCAGGAAUUCAAGUUAUGCCAGUCAACAUUCUAAAGUAUCAGGUUACAGCACUGAGCACUCCCGGUCCUCCAGUCUCUCAGACCUAACUCACAGGCGGAAUACGUCCAGUAGUAGCAGUGCGUCUGGAGGGCUCAGCAUUACCGUUGAGAGCACAGAAGGAGAGAAGGAGCACAAAAUGGAGAAACCACCACGGCCUCCAAGGCCAGCACUCCCCCCUGACAGGCCUUCCAGGUACACAGCUGUUCUCUUUAAAAGAGGUAGUUCCCUAUCUCUGGAUAGUGCACAUCCUGAUAGCAGGACCCAUAGAAGGCGGAAAAAGGAAACGGUGGAAAAUCAGCCCACUUGGGUUGAUGACACCAGAAUUGAUGCAGAUGAUAUUGUGGAAAAAAUCGUACAGAGCCAGGACUUCACGGAUGUCAGUAAUGCUGAAGACAGUAAUCUAAGGCUGUUUGUGAGCAGAGAUGGAACAACAGCACUCAGUGGCAUUCAGCUGGGUAACAGGGUAUCAGCGGGUGUCUUUGAGCCUGUUGUUAUUGAGAGCCGUUGAGAAGCUUGUGGGUCGCUCUGAAUCUACUAACCACUUCCCAUUCAAGUUCCACAUCUACUGCACAUCUAAUCUCAUCACCAAAUCACGCCGCCCGCCCAUACAGCUGGACUGAAGGAGGGUGGCUGCUUCUAUCCAAUAUCCCUCAGUAUUGGCAGAUGUUGAUUCACACAGCAUUGGAGUGAUGAGCAUUUGGUUUUGUUGUAAAACCUACUGAACCAAUGCUGGAAUUGAAUUUUAGGUAAAACCUUUUUUUUUUGAAAGCCUACUUGAGAAAUCAUUUUAAAACAAAACAUUUAAAUACCAAAGCCAUUUGGCUGUGAUCAUUUGAAAAGGGGAUAGCUUUUUUAUAAGACGCCGUGACAUUAAUUCAUGACAUACCAGAGCAUGUAUAAAAGAUCUCUCUCCUGAGAAGUUUGCAGACCAAGGCUGUGAGCAGCAUGUUAGUCCACAAAUCUUUCUUUGACUGUGAUAUUAUUUUUGAAUGCCCUUGAAGAUUUUAAUUGUGCUUGCCCCAGGCAUUGGUGUGUGGCAGGAUUGCUAGUUAGGUUUACAUGGACAAACUUGAUUGUGAUUCUGAUCACAAGAAAAGCACACAAAUUUUCCUUUAAUUUAAAAAAUAAAUACCAUGACAAUAGUUUUUCACAUCAGCUGUCAGGGAAAGAUGGAGCUAUCUAUGUUUAAUGAUAACCAUGAUAAUCCAAUUCCAAAUAAAACUCCAAUCAUUCCAAUUCCAAUUGAUGAGUCAACCAUGACGCCACUAGAGUGUACUUAAAAUACUGUGAAGUCGUUGCACUGAGUAUUCAAGUAACCAUUUGGGUGUUGGACUUCUGAAAUAAAGUUAUAGGAUGUUAUUUUGUUUCAUUUUGUAGUGACUAUUCUUGUCUUCUGAUAUUUCUUAUGCUAGUCAGGGACUCAGCACCUUUGUGCAGUUUUUUUUUUCCUUUUAAUAAUGUAUGUUAAAGGGCCAUAUUUCUUUUAGACAGGUUUAUUUUGGUUUUAAAUCGUUGCUGAAAGAGGAGAAAAAGUCAAAUUGUUUUAACCUGUAUUUUAUGAACACUUAAAGGACAAUGGCUGAUUUUAAAUAUUCAAGGGAAGAAUUAUACUUAAGUGGCAUCUAAUGCAAUUACAAUAACCAAAUUUUUAAAAUAUUCAGAUAAAAGUAUAUUCAGUAGCGAUAAACAAUGGGUUACUGAACCAGACAUUUGUGACCUCUAUCACCUUUAAAUUGAGCUCAAAUGUCCAUAAAACCUUUGGGCAGUCCUCUUUACUGAAGAUAUUUUCUUAAACUAUUAUAUUUUGAGCAUAGAUUCCUAUUCUAAAAUUGAGAUGAUCCUCAAAGUUUGUUGGUAAGUGUCCUUUAUUACUAGCUUUUAUUUUUGCUUAAAACAGUUCCUUUCCAAAUCAAAGUUAAUUUUUCAGGAUUGAUUCUGGACCAGUGAAAUGAAUUUAACUACCCUAUUAAUGAGUCCAAGUUAAAGAAAUUUUACAGAAUUCUGCUGCAUAGCAUUAAUAACUAUGUUACCUAUAACACUGCUGCUGGGGAACUUCAUUCUUGCCAGUACAAAUAUCUAGUGAUGAAAAUUUUGAUGUCCCAGUACUGCAGUACAUCCCCAUUAUCUACUGUUUAACUCUGGUAGAUUGAGUGAAUAUUCUUGUUCUUGGACUUUGCAGUUCUGAGCCAGUUUGCUGUCAUCAGCAUUGUUGCCUCUGGAACAAAUGACUCCAUUUAUGUCUAGAAGCUUUGGCUCUUUUGUGAUGUCAUAUUCUGCUCCUGAAUAUCUUGGCAUUUGUUAGCUAUGCACUUUGAGGAUUUGAACACUCUGCACCAUUCACGUCGUCUUGCUAUUGCAUGUCAUCUGUGAAUAUUGUGGCUUGAUUGACGUACUGUGAAUGGUUAACGUACAUGAUUUGUAUCUGUGGUAUAUUGAGGCCUAGAACACAAGGCUGCAAUGAAUAUGUCCUAAUUCUUUAGUACUGUUUUAAUAACUGUUCUGUAAUAACUAGUAUAAGAAAACACAUUAGCUUGUUAUCUAUAAAUGCACAGUAAAAAUUAACAUUUUACCUGCUGAGACAAUUAAGUAACAUAUGCAGCAGAUUCACAGAUAAUUAAAUAUACUUUCUUUCUAAGUCUGCAUAUUUGUUUAAAUAAUCUUUUUGGAAUAGCUCUUUAGCCACAGCAAAUGUUCUUUAAGCAGUAAAAGAAUGUCCAUUUGGCCAGCAUGCACAUAUAAUAAAGGUUAAAAAAAUGGUGCCAUUUGAUAAUGGUGUUGCUGCUGGUAAGCCAGUCACCAUGUCAAGUUCCACCCCAAACAAAAAUGGCUUCUAGAUAUCCACAUUCCAUGAUGAAGUUAAGCAUGCUUAUCUGCAGAGUGGAACUUUGAAGAGUUUGUUUCCACUGCUGAGAUGGAGAAUUGCUGAAACAUUAGAUAAUGCUUAUAUUGUGCAAAUUUAAACCAGGAUUUUUUGAUUAUUACCCAAAUAUGUUGAUCAUUGGACCUUCACAGGCAAAAAAAAACAUGAGUUGAAUUCAACCUUGAAAGUAGGGUAACCCAAGUUAAUAAGAGUUUUAGGAACCCAUUUUCUCUAAGCAAAAUGAUUCAAGAAAAUCUGAGUGGCUUCUGAUGCAUAUUUACAUCCAGUUGUGCAGCUUAGAGGCUUUAGCUGCAUUUAGUUCAAGGUUAUGGGUUAUGUAAUAGAAAAAGGAAUGUUUGGCAUAAGUAAAUCUUUAAUACCCUUAUUAUUUGGAUUGAAUUGUACAUUCACACCUAUUUUGCAACUUGUUGCCAUUGGUUCUUUAGCUGACGCCAUCUCCUCCAUACCCUCUCCCAUUGUUCUCACCCUUCUCCAAUACAUCCAAUUUGCAUUUUACUGAGAGGACACUCUCAAUGUGCACAAUUAAUGGAUGGUACUAAUCCUCUGCAGCAGUUGUAUAUUAAAGUUCAGAGAAAAUGGGAGGAAUUAAACACCUCUUUUCAAAUCAACAUUGUUCCAUGCCCCACACAAUAUAGGUCAAUAGAUAUGCUUAAUCUUAGCAUUGUGUGUUUUACAAGUACGCUCCAUACAAAAUAAUUUUUAUUUAAUUUUUGAUGGGGAUCUGGAUGAUGCAGGCAAGUCCAGCGUUUAUUUUCAAUUCCCCAUUCUUUAUUGCUCUUCAGAAAAUGUGGGGGAGCUGUUACCGUUCAUAACCACUGCUUGUGAUGGUAUUCACAGAUAGCUGUUAGGGAGGGAAUUCCAGGAGUUGAACUACAUGGCAAUAAUGGAACACUGCUUUUCCUGAUCAAGAAAAUGUGUGUCAUGGAGGGGGAACAUGCAACUCAUGGUGCUCUUCUGCACUUGUUGCCCUUGUUCUUCUUGAUGGUAGAGCUUGCGGGUUUGGAAAGUGCUUUUGGCGUGGCCAAGGCAAAUGACUGCGAUGCAUUUUGUACAUUGGUACACAUUGCAACUUCUGUUCGCAGGUUGUAAAGGGGAUGGAAGAUGAGGCACCAAUCAAGUGAACUACUUUGUCCUGGGUGGUGUUGGGCUCUUUGCAAAUUGUUGGAGCAGUCCUUAUCUAGAGAAUAUUUCAUUUAUGUGCCUUGUAGAUAGUGAAAAGGAUUGAGUGUUUCAGGAAAUCACUCACUGUAGGAUAUCUGGUGUCUGACCAAUUCUUGUGGCUCCUUUAUUUGGGUAACUGGGCCAAUUGCUUUUCUGGUCACUGGUGAUUUCCAGGAUCUUGAUGGUAGGGAUCUCAGUAAGGAUAAUGGACAUUAAGGAUAAAUUAUUAGUAUUUCCUUUUGCAGGUCACUGCUGGGCCCCUGUGUUGGGUGAAUAUCACUUGCCACUUAUCAAUCCUUGCCUGAUACAUCUGCAAGCAUUGAUCAUUUGAUUUGCUGAGUUGUGAAUGGAAUUGAAUAUCAGCAAAAUAUCUCAAUUUUUACCCGUAUGAUGGAAGCUAGAUCGUUGAAGCUGAAGAUGGUUAGGUUUAGGAUGUGGCUCUGAGGAGCUCCUGUAUUAGUGGUUUAGACUUCAAUGCCCACAACCAUCUUCCUUUUUGCGAAAUACGACUGCAGUCAUUGGAGAUUUCCCCCUUGAUGCCAUUCACUUCAGCUUUACUAGGGUUCCUUGGUGAAAUACUGCCUUAAUGUAAGAGUCACUUUCUUUUUUGGAAUUCAAUUCUUUGGUUCCUGUUGAGGCCAUGUGUUGAGAUGUGAGGCCAAGUAGUCCUGGUGGAAUCUUAUCUGGGCAAUGGUGUGGAUGUUCCUGAGUAAAUUCCACUUGAUGGCAACAUUACCAACAUGGCCAUUGAUUGAGACUGAAUGGGUAUAAUUAGCCAGAGGGCGUUGUCCUUUAUUUUGUGAACAGGACAUACCCAGACAGUUUUUGUCAGGUACAUUCCUGUGACUUUUCUGAAAUAGCUAGGCUUGAAGCACAGCUGGUUCUGAAAUGCUUGUUCAAUAAAAGCUAUAGAUUUGAUACCCAAUGUUUUCUAGUUAAUUCUCCAUAGGUUUAUUGCUGAUAAUUUGACAAAAAUGAUAGUGAAUAAACAAGAUAGUUAAAGAAAAAAAAUAUUAAAUACUUUGUGUACUGGUAGUUUUUUGUCCUCUUGAGUUUUACUAAUUAAAAAAAAAUGGCCACCAGCAACAAUAUCCUUACAGUCAAGGAAAAUAGCCAACAAUUUCUAGACAUUCAGUAUUUCAGGAAUUGAUCUCCGUAUCAUUUAGCUUUUGUGUCACAUGUCGAGAUGGAGAUCUAAAAUAGAUUGCUAACUUCCUAAUCUUCCAAUUUUGAAUCGGGGUUCUUCAAGUAUAUGUUAAUAGACAAGUAGCAAUAUGUCAUUAGAAAAUCUUGUGUAAUUCAUUGUGCAUGAAAUACUCAUCUAAUAUACAGCCCUUUCUCCGAUUCCUGGAUCAAGAGAAAUUAAACUUUUUGGGUGCUGUUGAAAUGCAAUUUUCUGCAUCAACAAAACCAACAGAGCAGUUUCAAAUUAGAACCUCCUGCUUUUGUGUUUUAAUAACUUCUGAUUAUUGGAGAUUAGGAUAUUCUUUUAAUCAGAGUUUAAAGUAAAUUUUCUAACGAAACACAUUUUUCCCCAAGCACUUUUUUUUGUUCUACUUAUUUAUGAGGUAGGAUCACAAAUGACUGUCAGGCUCACAGUGAAGUAACUUUAACUCUUGCAGUGCUUUGAAUGAAGUAAUUCCACACCGCAUUGUCACUGACUCUGAGCUCUGUGCUGUGGCUUGAUGUUGCCAAUAAAAUACCCAAUUAUAUUCAACCAAAGCUAGCUAUUGAUAACUAAUGUAGAGCACCAGCCUUUUAAUUAUUUUAUCUUAGAACCCCUCAAACCAUUUUCAUUACAAUUCCUGCUUUUUUUUUGUAUUGUUCUUUGGUUGAAAAGUUGAUGGGUGAUCUUGCCAGUUCUCUUAUUAACUUCCCCUGUGCAUAUUCUGUGAUGCCAUCACAGCAUUAUAAAGUACAAAGCCAUCUCUGAAAUCCUUGUGUGAUCAGGCAAGCCUAGGGAUCAAGGAAGUCAGACCUACAAAGCAAAUCCACAAUGGAAGUUGCACUUGUUUAAAAACCACAUAACAACAUUAACUUAAAAGGGAAGGCAAGACAUUUUAGUUAAAAACAAAAUCUAACACAUGGGGUUUCCUGUUAAUGAAGAUGAUGGAUUGCACCAACAAAUACAAGUCCCCAAAAGGCUAUAUUCACUCAAAAAACUUAGCUUUUGAGUAUGGUAUGUGAUUUUUGCUUUAUCCGGUCCAUGAUUAAGAUACUGUAAUAGCUAUUAAUCCAUUUUAGAGCUCAGGUGUACUGCUUUUUACAACUUACUUUGCCAAUCAGACUUUUUUGUUACUGUUUAGUGAUUGCUUUUUAUAUGUGAAACUGUGUCCAGUUUUGACCACUGUUGUAGGAACUUUUUUUGUAUUACAGUACUUAUAACCAGCAGGCUGGUUGUGUCCUUUUUUGCCAUAAUGAGUUGCUUACCUAAAAUCAAGGGCAUCUCCCUGUGACAUUUUUUUAAAAAAUGUUUAGAACAUUGCAUUUAAGUGAUUGUUUCUGAUUUUUGUUGUAAAAGGCAGCAUUUUUUUUGGUAUUAUAGUGAAUGAGAAUUUAUACUGGACUGUUGUAACCUCCUCUGACUAAAGAUGAUUGGAUAAUGGAGUGCCAUCUAGCCACACCGAAGGCAGUCUCUGUCCAUUUAGGAUAAUAAUGAAUCAUCAAGGCCCUAUUUAAUUUCUAUGGUACAUCAAAGCAAUUAACACAAUAUUGAUAAACAUAGCAAAGAUUUUCUAUGCCACUUCAAGAUGCUGCAGCAACAAUUAAAGCAAUUGAUUAAAACACAUGUUGGCUCCAAUUAAAUGCACUCAUAAUAAAUACAGUGCUUUCUAUGGACAAAAUACACUAUUUGGAUUGGGAAGUGUUGGGUAGGUAACACUUUGAGAUGCAAGUAAUAAAUCCAAAUCAAACUUGGGACAUUAAACUUUUUUGAUCCUGUAACUUUCUAGAAUCUUCACCUCUUUGAAGCUGGAUUACUAUGAUCAACAGUAUGGUUAUGAUGCAUUUCCUUUCCAUGUAACAAGUAGUCUAUAGAUCUGUUACUGUGCACAGCAAAAUUUCAUAAUUGAAUAUCUUACAAAUAAUGAGUAAAAUGUGAGUACAACAUGUGAACAUUUGCUUCAUACUAAAGAAAUAUUUUGUCACUUUUAGACUAAUUUGUGCAACUAGAAGUGGUAGGUUGUGUGCUGCUGUGAGGGAGAUGUUUUGAGAUAUUGUUUCAUUAAUAAAGAAUAAAAGUAAUUGGAAGCAGGUUUUUAAAAAAACAGUUAAAAGGGGAUUCCAUUGUAAACCAAUAGGCUAAUUGUUGUAAAAUGCCUCAGUACCAGGCAUUUUGUUUUCAAAGGAAGAAGUGAGGGAAGAAUUGAAAUUCACUGUAUGCUUCAUAAACCACUGUUGAUCUGUGUUCUGGAAGCGUGUUAGUUAUUUAAAAGCAUAGAACAGGUUUACUAAUUACAAAAUCAACGGCAGAUGUUUUAUUUCAAAAGCUGGUUAUUGAGUGCACUGCGUUACAUUGGCCAUUUAAUUCAUUUGAGUUCUGCUUGUAACAGUUGUCUCAAGGUUCAGUAGUACAUAUGAGAGAAAUGACGUGCUUUAUGGAUUUUAAAACUAAUGAGCAACAUUAAAAUUGGUCUGUUUUCAAACUUAGUUUGUACUUAACUUUUUUAAUUGAAUGAUUAAAUGCCAUAACACAAACCCAACAAGUUUUCCAAAAGUGUCAUUGAUGUACCUGUACCUGUUGGGGUAGAACAUUAAAAUGAUAAGAUAAAUUUAUCAACUCUGUUCAACCAGCUGUCUUUGGGGCAAAUGAUGUGUGGCUAUCUGGCACUCCUUGUCAUAAGUGAUGGUGUAUAUUUCAGAAUGGGAUUUGAAGCUAUGCAUUGGGAGUCCAGGCCCUUCAAUAGAUGAAUUUAACAUUUUCUGAAAUGACCUAACUCUCAACUAAAGUUGAAUGAUGACAAAAGAGUUCUAUGAUUUUGCUUAAAAAGGUGUAACAGAAUGUAUUCCAAAUGAUAUAUUUAGACACUUAUUUUUGUGAUUCAAUGGAGGUGGGUGUACAGGUUUCUUAAAUGCCCAGAGGAUGUGGAAUUUAUAGAAAUGUUUAUCAGCUGGAAUAUUGUAUAACAUUUAGAUAUGUUUAGAAUGCACAAUGAACUGUAAUUGGUUAAAAGAUAUUUGUAUUAAGGUUAUUUGUUUCAUAUUUUAAAGUGUAACUAUAGGACAGUAUCAUGUAAUACUGUGUUUCUGGGAAAUGAUAUUGGGUACCCGUAUUAACAAUAAAAGCUGUUAUUUUGUGUUUA